Molecule: messenger RNA, 624 nt
Organism: Contarinia nasturtii (swede midge)
Lineage: Eukaryota; Metazoa; Arthropoda; Insecta; Diptera; Cecidomyiidae
Product: sulfotransferase 1E1-like
Exons: 1
Coding region: 43-624 (193 amino acids)
Biological process (GO): sulfation
Cellular component (GO): cytoplasm
Molecular function (GO): sulfotransferase activity
Source: RefSeq, a predicted model, not a curated record
UUCUUUAAACUUUUUUGAUAAGUUUUAUUCACGUGUGUGAAAAUGUUGCAAAAUUCGUUCCCUGAUUUGAAUGUAAAAUCCGAUAUCAAUCCGUUCAUUUUUACUGAAGUAAAAACACCAAUAGGCAAAACACCAUUUCGAGACCGUGUAAAAACUUACCUCUUAGCGGACACAAAACCUUGGGCAAAUUUGUAUCUGCCACAUCCAAAAGGCUACAAAUUUGAGCCAUGUUUUUUGCGGACCCAAUUCAAAGAACUGGCCUAUGAAUUUCGAUCAUUUAAAGUGCGAAAAGAUGACAUCUGGAUUUUGUCAUUUCCAAAGUCAGGCACAACUUGGACCGAAAAUAUUAUUUGGCAAUUGAAGAAUGGAUUCAAUUUUUCGAAGGAGCCGCUUGCUUUGAAUACUGGCUUUCUUCUCGAACCUGACUUGGUGACCGCUGAUAUUGAUGCGGUUCAAAAGACCGAAUUUGAGAAAUUAAACAACGCAAUAUCACCGCGAGUGAUAAAAUCACAUUUGCCACCACAUUUAUUACCGGUGGAAUUAUGGACAGUUCGACCGAAAAUUGUUUACAUCGCACGCAAUCCAAAGGAUGUUGCUAUUUCGUUGUUUCACAUGUUGAACUAG